This is a messenger RNA of Lontra canadensis (Northern American river otter), 2459 nucleotides long. RefSeq names its product zinc finger protein 215 (gene ZNF215). Gene Ontology annotation, biological process: regulation of transcription by RNA polymerase II. The record is from RefSeq and is a predicted model, not a curated record. The transcript has 5 exons. Bases 158 to 1777 code for a protein of 539 amino acids. Gene Ontology annotation, molecular function: DNA-binding transcription factor activity, RNA polymerase II-specific; RNA polymerase II cis-regulatory region sequence-specific DNA binding. NCBI's taxonomy places the organism in Eukaryota, Metazoa, Chordata, Mammalia, Carnivora, Mustelidae.
UGGCUGAAGCUCCUGGAAUUUUUCUCUUAUUGAGAUAGAACUUGGCUGAAAUCACAUUGUACAUAUAUUGUACACAAAUGCUUAGCCCAAGCCCGAGAAUUACUAGAAUCCUCCAGUUAGACAAAUUCAAACUACAGUGGGAGUUCUGUCUAGGAAGAUGCAGCCUUUGAACAAGUUGAUGGCUAUCUCAAAACCUCAAAAACUGAUUCGACGUGAACAAAGUGAAGCCCUGAAAGCAGAAGUGUCCUGGCAGCAGGAAUCCAUCCCAGUCAUGGAAACAUACGACUCUGAGGCCUCUCGUCAAAAGUUCAGACAUUUCCAGUAUUUGGCAGUGUCUGGGCCUCAUGAAGCCCUUUGUCAACUCUGGGAGCUCUGUCUUCAGUGGCUGAGACCAGACGUUCAUACAAAGCAGCAGAUCCUAGAGCUGUUGGUGCUAGAACAGUUUCUGACAAUUCUCCCUGAAGACAUCAGGACUUGGGUGAAUUUACAGCAUCCAAAGAACAGCAAAGAAGUGGUGUCCCUCAUAGAGGAUGUGAUUGAAAUGCUUAAAGAUGAAGAGCUACCCUGCAAGGAUUCUGUCCUCCAGAAGGGGAGCAUCAAGGAGAAAAUGGAAUCUGACUCACUAACUGGUGAUUCCCAGGAACCAGUAACAUUCAAAGAUGUGAUUGUGGAAUUCAACGAGGAAGAGUGGGGACAACUGGACCCUGCUAUAAAGACUCUGCACAGGGAUGUGAUGCUGGAGAACUAUAGGAACCUGAAUUCGUUGUAUCAAGAACAUCUAUUUUCCAAGCCAGUUGAGAUCUCCAAGUUGGAGAGUAAGGAAAGAAGAUGGACAGUGGAGCACAAAAUCCCAAGCACAUCUGUUUUGGACAAAGAGAUAAUUUCAGAAAACCAAGAUUCAAUUCCAAAGCAAAGAAUUAAUGGAAAAAAAUCCUCUCCUGGAAUGAUUAUGACAAGACUGACCAAAAGUAGAUCCCCUUCUUUAGAUGCUUGGAUGAGUGAUGAUUGGUUAUAUAGGAACCAGGAACACUGGGACAUAAAUUUGCCAGAAGAAGCUUUUGUUCAUAAGACAGUCUACACUGAGGUGGGAAACUUUAAAGUUAGUGAGAAUAAGAAAAGCUUAGAUGUUAAGUCAGUUAAUUCAAUUUUGAGUAUACAACAAGGAAAUCCUAUGAGAAAGGGGUCCUCAGAAUGUGGUAAGUUUAAAACUAACUUCAAAUUUAACUUAGACUCAGGUAAGCAAUAUUCAGAAUAUAAUGAAUGUGGGAAUGCCUUGAGCCUGAGUAUAGAUAUUCAGCACCCAGAAAGUCAUACCUCAGUGAAUUCCUAUGAAUGCUAUCAAUGUGGGAGAGCCUUCAGCCGGAGUUCAUCCCUCAUUCGACAUCAGAUCAUUCACACAGGAGAGAAACCCUAUAAAUGCAGUGAAUGUGGGAGAUUCUUCAAUAGACGUACAAACCUUACUAAGCAUCAAAAAAUUCAUACUGACUCAAAGGUCUGUGAAGGCAGUAAAUGUAGAAAAGCUUUCAGUGAGAGUGAAGACAGUAAUAAAAAUUCAAGACUUCAUUCUGGAGAUAAUCCCUACGAAUGUGUUAACUGUGGAAAAUCCUUCAGCCGGAGCUCCUCCCUUAUUCGACAUCAAAUGAUUCAUACAGGAGAGAAACCAUUCAAAUGUAAGGAAUGUGAGAAAACCUUCAACAGGAGUUCAAACCUUAAAAAACACCAAAAACUUCAUACUCAAGAGAAGUCCUGUAAAAGGAAGACACACAGACAUCAAUGAAUUUAACAUCAAUGAAUUUAUACUAGAGGGAAUCCUGUGAAUAGAGUAAAUGCAAGAAAACAUUUGUCAGGGAUUCUUCUCUAAUUCAUAUGACAGAAUUAAUAUUGGAGAGAAAUCUGUUAUUGUGUAGGAAUCUAUUCCCAAAUGAAGCCACAAGGGUUUAGAGUAAAAUGUAUCACCAUACAAGUGUUUGCCUGUCAUUAUUCUGAUAAUCCAUUUGCCUUCAUCAUUCCUAGUUCAUAAAUGGAACCUGUGGCAUCCUUAUAUUCACAUGAUUUAUUGAAGUAGAUAUUAGGGAGGAGCCAAGCAAUCAAUAUCCUUGGAAUUGAUAUUUAAUAAAACUCAAACUUUCAGUCCUUACGAGGUGGUCAUGAGAAACCAGGAGCUCACAGGAAUAUAGGAAUACUUCUAAAGACUGAACUCUCUGAAUUAAUGUUAGAGACCACAGGAAUGACAAAUUACUCCAUGAUAAUAUCUUAGCUCUCUUGAUGCUGAGUGGGGACUAGAAUUUGAGGAGGAUUAUCAACUGCAGUGGCAAGUGGAUUCUGUAUAUAGUUGUCACAUCUUCAUUUUUAAAAGUACUCUUUGGAAUGUAAGCUGGAGGGACAUCCAUAUUCUUGGGUCUAUCAUUUAUUCCAAAUAUUAAGAGGUCAAUAAAGUGUCUUAGUACUCUGUUCACUAG